AUGCACGCAAAACAGAAGAUGGGGGAGGAAAACAGCGAUGUGAGCAAAAGCCAAGAAAUAAAGGCCAUCCUGAGAAGGAUAAAAAACAGUGAUAACACCAAGGACAAAUUUGGAAACAUUUUAAAGCUGUCCAGAUAUACAAGCUAUCUACAUGAAGGAGAAAAAUUAAAAAUCGCAAAGUGCAUUAGUGUUCGUUUCAUUUGUUUACUCCUCCGGUCGGACAACUCUUUCCAGUUAUUUGCUCUCCGGUUAGUCAACAGCUUAAUAGCUGAGUCGACUCAGGUUUACUUAAAAAGGUGUAUGCCUUUUGUUAACUCCAUCAUUUUUUAUUACUGCGAUUUUGUGAAUGAAUGGAAUGAAAAGGUGGAGGUGACGGAAAGGAGGGGAAAGAAGUUUAAGGGGGAUGGAAAAGGGGAAGAAUUUCCCACCUCGCAGAAACGGGAUGGGGAGCUCUCCCCAGGUUUAAGCGACACGGGGGAGUUGCCAAAUUGGGAUGGAUCAGACGGAUCGAACAGAUCAGACAGAUCGGAAGAUGCCGGGGGCAACUACAACACUGACGGAAUCAACGACAUUUACUUUGAGUGCCUGGAGUACCUUCUGAAGAUGCUACCGUUUUUAAAUGAGAAGGAAAUAGUGGAUAACUCCUUUUUUCCUCGUGAAGGGAACAGCGUCAGCUUUGACGCGGACAUGUAUUUUUUGCAGAAGAGGCUAAAGAAAGGGGGACAUCCUCCCCUGUCCCCGCGCUUUAAGGAGUUUCCCCAUGAGGGGGAAAAGAGGGAAGACUUCGAUGUGCCGUUUGGGGGAGACAUACUCCAGGGGGAUGCCUCCAGGGAAGAUUGCUCCUCUGGAGAUGAGGACUCCCCCGUGGAGGAAGACUCCCAGGAAGAACGCGUCAGCUUGGUGGAGCUCCUUUUUGACGCACUCAGUGAGAACAUCCGAAUGGUGGAGGCGAUGCACACGAGGGUGGGGAAGCACAACGGAGGGAAAACCCCUCCCAAAGGGGCAAAUACCCCUAAUGGAGCAACCCCCCCUCCUCCUAAAGGGGAACACCCUAAAGGGGAACUCCCUAAGGGGGAACUUCCCAAAGGGGAUGAACCCCCCCCGGACAAAGCCUCCCAACUGAUAAGCCUUGCACGGGAGGCGAAGUUCCUUCUAAACAGCAGAAGCGUAGACAUGACCCUACUACUGCUGAAUAACACGUUCCUAAAGCUGAGUGGCAGCCUUUUCGUGAAGGAGUAUUUCCACUUACUUAACAAGGUGAUCGAAACGUACAGCCAAAGCAGAGUAACCGCAAUGAAGUGCCAAACCAAUCUGAAUGCAUAUAUAAAGAAGCAAGGCUGCAUAAAAGUGUUGGACAAAAGGAGCGUAUACAAACUGUAUGCCAACAUUAUAUAUCUUUUUUCGCAAGUGAAGGUGAAAGAGGAGAAGGAGGUACUCUACACCCUCUAUUCCACUGUCUACUCGUGUCUGAACUUUUCCUUCCUAAAUGAGAAAAGCGUCGACAUUUUAAAAACCCCAUUAUCCUAUAUGAACGUAGAGCUUUACUUAUUUGCAGAAAAGGUGAUGAAGUACAUGGGGGGAGAGAAAGGUAAGGGGGGGGACACUCCCCCUUUUGAGGGGACCUCCUCCGGACAGAUCAUCCCCCUCAUCUGCAGCAACAUCGAACAUGUGAUUAAUUUUAUUAGUCAGGAGGGGCAGGAGGUCGACGCAACAAAGGGGGAAAAGGUCGACGCAACAGGGGAGAGAACCCCCCUCAAAGGGGAGAACCUACCCAUAGGCGAACUGCACACCAUUAUAGGAAAAAUCAAAAGGGCGAUCGAAGUUGUGAUUGAAUUCUUUAAAGAUGUAAAGUCACACCUCGGAGAAUUGAAUAAAUCUUGCGAAUCCUUUAAAAUGCUGAAGGAGAAAAUUGACAAGGAAUUAAGUUCAAUGGUGCACCUCUUUUGCAAUUAUUUACUUUUCGAAAAUGGACACUACGUGGAUGAUUUUCUGAGCUUACUGGAGUUGUUUACCAUCUGGGUAGAUGAGGAAAGGGAUUUCCUGGCAUUCCUCCUAAUUUUGAAAAACGUGCAUGCAGAUCGAUACAUACACAACAAGCAGUUUGUUACGAAGCUCUUUCUUCUCAUACUCGACCCAACCAUGAAAAAUGUUGUGCACAUAAAAAUCCUGUAUGACAUUUUUAACAGAUGCAUUUUUAACGUUGUGGAGUCAGUGCAGAUUGCUCAAAAUGAUAAAUUUGUGAAAUUUCCUCAUGAACAUGUUCAUAAUUUUGUUUACAAAGAUUACGAUUUGGUUUUGCCAUGUAACAUACCAAUUGACAAGCUGAACGGAGUGCCAUUCGUCUACAUCAUCUGUGAGGACGAGUACAACAAAAGGAGGGACGAUCAACUGUUCACGCGCAAUAUAAGUAGCAUCCUUUCCUUUUCUGUAAAUUUUUUUUUUCACUACUACAAGUUCUUUUUGAUGACCCCAAAGAGAGAAGAUUCCAACUCAGAGUUCUACCUCUUUGAACACAACUACUUCAGUGCUUGCUCUGGGCACCUUCGAACGGACGAGCGUGGGUUUUUCCUCGCGCUUAAGGUUCUUUUCACCAUUUCGUCGUUGCUCUUCCUACGCUUUGAUUCCUCCGUUCUGGGCGCCCUCCUGGACAAGCACCCUGCUCUGUUCCUGCAGGAUUGCCUCAUUGCAUCCCUCCUCAACCUGAAAUUUGAAGUCGAAGUUGGAGUAAACACAGAAGGCGAAGGCACAAUAAAGGCUAAAGAAGCAACCCACAAAAGGGGGAAAAGACAUAAGUAUUUUCUGCAAAAUUUAGAAUUAGUCUACCUUGUUAUGUAUUACCAUCCCACUUUUGUGUCUCUCCUAAUUUUUCGCCUAAAACAAGUGAAGAAGGCCCGCGGGGAGAUCCGUUUCGAGACGAGCAAAGUGUGCAAGCAGGAGAAGCACCUUUCCAUUUGUGCCUUUUUAAACAGGUUUAUCGAGACCCACGUGUGA
This is a messenger RNA of Plasmodium coatneyi, 2991 nucleotides long. RefSeq lists its product as uncharacterized. Lineage: Eukaryota; Apicomplexa; Aconoidasida; Haemosporida; Plasmodiidae. The transcript has 3 exons. Bases 1 to 2991 code for a protein of 996 amino acids. The record is from RefSeq and is a predicted model, not a curated record.